UGCCCGGUAAUGGCGCACCGCGCGGGAGGGUGCGCGCUGUCCUUGCUGCGGGGCCGUCUGCGCCUCUCUGGCCCGGCUGCGGCCGGCGGCUGUGCGGGUCGCGGGCAGGCCCGCGAGCAGGCCCGCCUCGGCUCCUCCGGCGCCGCGGUGCAGGGGGCCCUGCAGGCGGCCGGCGCCGAGGAAGUGGGUGAAGAUACUGAAGUCGCUACGAGAAAGAAGACAUUCGCUGAGGUCCAAGCAGAACGACUGGAGCAAGCAGAACGGACUGUUUUAAUUAAGUGCCCAUCAAGACUGAAUGAAAAGAAAUUACUGCAGUAUUUAUCCAGUCAUGGAAGCAUUAAAAGUCAUUUCUUUUUUGAAAAUCGUGGAAUCCAUGCUUUAGUAGAAUUUUCAGAAAAGAACAGUAUAGCCUCACUGCAGGAUGCUGUUGGGCUCCCAAGUUCUGCAGAGCAUCAUGUCCCAUUUAAAUCUAGACUGUUUACUUUGACACUGAAAAACCCAGUGAGUCAAGCUGCUGGAGAGACACCACUUCACCUCGCUCCUCAGUCUCACCUUCCAGUGAAAGAGCUGAUUCAAAAGCUUUGUCAUGCAGACAGUAUAAGCAGUCAGAUGUACAUUCUACUGAAAGAGUAUCAGCUCACAGAAGAAAACAUCAAGCUCCGGUUUCUGGCCUGUUCUCUGGUUCGGGAUUUUGCCUGUGCCUAUUUUCCAGACAGCACAGUAAAGCCUUUUGGGUCCUCAGUCAACACCUUUGGCAAAUUGGGAUGUGAUGUGGACAUGUUUCUGGACUUCCAUGAUACAAAAAAGCAUGCUGCAAAAGUGAGAAAAGGUCCCUUUGAAAUGGAAUUUCAAAUGAAAAGAUUACCAUCUGAAAGAUUAGCAACUCAGAAAAUCCUUUCUGUCAUUGGUGAUUGCCUUGAUAAUUUUGGUCCUGGCUGUGUGAACGUGCAGAAGAUACUCAACGCUCGCUGUCCACUGGUCAAGUUUUCCCAUCAGCCAACAGGAUUCCAGUGUGACCUGUCAGUGAGCAACAGCAUUGCCAUAAGAAGUACAGAGCUGCUGUACAUCUAUGGCUGCCUGGAUCCCCGUGUGAGGGCGCUGGUGUUCACUAUACGAUGUUGGGCCCGGGUCCAUGGACUUACAAAUAGUGUUCCUGGAAGCUGGAUCACGAAUUUCUCUCUGACCAUGAUGGUCAUGUUUUUUCUGCAAAAGAGAUCACCACCUAUCAUUCCAACACUAGACCAACUUAAAGAACUGGCAGAUGAAAACGACAAGCAUGUCAUUGGAGGAAAUGAUUGCUCAUUUGUUAGUGAUCUAAGCAAGAUUACACCUACAAAAAAUACAGAAGCACUUGAUGAAUUGCUGGGUGACUUUUUUGAGUAUUUUGGCAACUUUGAUUUCAGAAAGAAUUCCAUAAAUCUUCGAAAGGGAAAGGAAGUAAAUAAGCCUGAGUCAUCUCCUCUUUAUAUCUGGAACCCCUUUGAACAAGAGCUUAAUAUCAGCAAGAAUGUUAAUCAGCCACAGCUGGAGAAAUUUAUAGCUAUGGCCAGAGAAAGUGCCUGGAUUUUACAGAAGGAAGACAAAACUCAACGAACAAUCAAUAAAGAGCCUUGGGGACUGGCAGCCCUGCUGGUACCAUUUGGAAAACAUAAUCCCAACAAGAUGAAGAAUAGGAUGAAAGGAAUAGGAAGUGAAACAAUCAGAAGCCUCUUGGACUCUUUAAAGUUAAAUAAUGCAAACACUCUACAAAAAGCAGUGGGGAAGUGACUUUCAGCACAGACACAGAGUAGCUGGUACUCUGUCUUAAAGAAUGCAAGAACAUCACUUUUAAUAUUUCUUUUACGGUGGAGAGUCAAAUGACCUCUGGUUUCCAUUGGGAUGCUUUUUGUACAGAUCUGCUUUCCUUCUGUACAGUUUUCUCCUCCUUACUCUUCACUUUUCCAUCUGUUUUAUGAAUAAAGAGCAUUCAAAUGGGAAUUUGACAGAUGCAUUUUGGAAGAAACAUUCAGUUGGGCAUUCUGUAAAGGAAAAAAAAAAAACCUAAAAAGACGACUGACAGGAGCAGGGGAAAAUCCCUCUGGGAAUCUGUUGGCUGACUUAUGAGUGGUAUGUUAAGUAAAAGCUCAAGAAAUAGCCACCUUCCAGUGAAACCACAAUUUGAAAGAUGAAUGUUAGAAUCGUUGCUUCCAUUCCAGCCAUAUUCUGGAAGCCAAACCAAGGUGCAUGUAUCUAUUUUUGCAGUCGUUUUCCAUUCAUGUAGAUAGUGCCAAGACAAAAUAAAGAGAAUGGAAGUGGAUAGUAAGGAUUGCAUUUUCAUUGCUCCAAGGGCACCACAACUGUUUUGUGUUGGAAAAGUGGUUUUAGUCUUGUGUUUACCACC
This is a messenger RNA of Dryobates pubescens (Downy woodpecker), 2380 nucleotides long. It is a transcript of the gene MTPAP, whose product is annotated as mitochondrial poly(A) polymerase. Gene Ontology annotation, molecular function: poly(A) RNA polymerase activity. The record is from RefSeq and is a predicted model, not a curated record. Lineage: Eukaryota; Metazoa; Chordata; Aves; Piciformes; Picidae. Gene Ontology annotation, cellular component: mitochondrion. Bases 10 to 1767 code for a protein of 585 amino acids. The transcript is spliced from 9 exons.